CCAAAGUUUGUUAGAGUUUACAAGGAGUUGCAGAAGUGAUUGCUGUAAUAAAAUCUGUGUCCUCUGUUCUUAUAUUUUGAAAUGAGUUGUUCCAGUUUGGUAUAAUUGAGCCACCAUGGUCAACUAUUUACAAAUAUUAUGCGGGGCCUUGGUGUUGCUGCUAGCACUUUACUACUAUCUCACUUCAUCCUUCAACUAUUGGAAAAAGCUUGGCAUUACCGGACCACGGCCUUCGAUAAUAUUCGGAAAUCUUCAAUCGAUUGCGUUGGGACAAUCGUCCAUGAGCGAUGUUAUAAAGAAAAUGUACGACGAGUACAAAAACGAGCCAGUGUUCGGAAUCUACGGAGGCAGUGCACCAAUUUUGGUUGUUAAUGAUCUCGAUCUAGUCAAAGAUGUCCUCAUCAAGGACUUCCCUUUGUUCGCAUCUCGAGGAUUAAUCAUGUUUCCUGAGGUGGAUCGUUUGGAAGAGCAUCUCUUUCAUUUGGAGCCUGAAAUAUGGCGUCCACUGAGAGCAAGACUCUCGCCAGUAUUCACGCCUGGUAAACUUAAGGAAAUGUUCCCUCUGGUGGUAAAAUGUGCAGAAUACUUGGAGAAAUACUUGGACACCGUAACAGAAAAGGAAGGGCCUGUGGAUUGUCGAGAAAUUGCAGCGAAAUAUACAACCGAUGUGAUCGGUACCUAUGCCUUUGGAAUCGACAUGAACGCCAUCGCGGACGAGGAUAGCGAAUUUCGCCGAAUGGGCAGAAAGAUGUUUAUCCCGUCUUUCAAAUUCGCUGUUACACAUACGAUAAGGCAAUUCUUCCCGGCCAUAUACACGCGACUAGGUCAUUUAAUGCGGUCGACAAAGGAGACUGAUUUCUUUACGAAGGUGGUUAUGGACACAAUUAAUUACAGAGAAGAAAAUAAUGUGGUCAGACCCGACUUCCUCAAUAUGCUUCUGGAGCUGAAGAGGAAUCCGAGUCAGUUGGAAAAUAUUGAAUUGACGGACUCGUUCCUGGCUUCUCAGGCGUUCAUCUUCUUCUUAGCAGGAUUUGAAACAUCAUCGUCAACGAUAGGACAGGUACUUUAUGAACUAGCAUUACACCAGGACAUACAGGAUAAAUUACGUAAGGAGAUUCGAGAAAAUUUAGGAGAAAACGCUGGAGAAGGUGAAAGUUUAACAUACGAACAAGUCAAGGAAUUGAAAUAUCUGGAUGCAGUGUUUCGAGAGACGCUAAGGAAGUAUCCGAUAAUACCAAUAAUAAUGAGACGGGUUAGUGCAAACUACACUUUUAAGGGCACGAAAAUCACAAUCCCUAAAGACACGAGGAUAUGGAUACCAGUAUAUGGAAUCCAUAACGAUCCCGAUAUUUACACAAAACCUGAGGUAUUUGAUCCUGAACGGUUUACCAAUAAUGAUAUUUCAACCAGGCAUCCUAUGAGCUUCUUGGCUUUUGGUUAUGGACCCAGAAAUUGUAUAGGAAUUGGUUUCGCAACUUUCCAGAGCAAGGUUGGACUUAUUUACAUUCUCCGUAAUCACAAGGUCGAAGUCUGCGAGAAGACGACGAUUCCGUUCAAGUCUCAAAACGGAUCGUUCUUGUUGACACUCAAGGGAGGAGUAAUGUUAAAAAUAUUAAAAGUUACCACGAUGGUGGACUAUUUCCAAAUAUUAUGUGGCGUCGUGGUGUUGCUGCUAGCACUUUACUAUUAUCUCACUUCACCCUACAACCAUUGGAAAAAGCUUGGCAUUGCCGGACCACGGCCAUCGCUGUUAUUCGGAAAUCUUAGAUCGCAAGGGUUGGCACAAACGUCCAUGAGUGAUACCGUAAAGAAACUGUACGACAAAUACAAAAACGAACCAGUGUUCGGAAUCUACGGAGGCAGAUCACCAAUAUUGGUUGUUAAUGAUCUCAAUCUGAUCAAAGACGUCCUCAUCGCGGACUUCUCGUUGUUCGCAGCUCGUGGAUUACCCUUGUAUCGUAAGGUGGAACGUUUGCAAGAGCAUCUCUUCCAUUUGGAGCCUGAAAUAUGGCGUCCACUGAGAGCAAGACUCUCGCCAGUGUUUACGUCUGGUAAACUUAAAGAAAUGUUUCCUAUGAUGCUACAAUGUGGAGAACAGUUGGAGAAAUACUUGGACAUCGUGACAGAAAAGGGAGGGCCUGUGGAUUGCCGAGAAAUAGCAGCGAAAUAUACAACCGAUGUGAUCGGUACCUGUGUCUUUGGAAUCGACAUGAACGCCAUCGUGGACGAGGAUAGCGAAUUUCGUCGAAUGGGCAGAGAAAUGUUCACUCCGUGUUUGAAACAUGUUAUCAGAGAUACGACGAAGCUAUUCUUCCCGGCGAUAUACGUACGAUUAGGUGAUUUAGUGCAGCCGACAAAGAUCACUGAUUUCUUUACGAAGGUGGUUAUGGACACUAUGAAUUACAGAGAAAAAAAUAAUGUGGUCAGACCCGACUUCAUUCAUAUGCUUCUGGAGCUGAAGAAGAAUCCGAGUCAGUUGGAAAACAUUGAGUUGACGGACUCGUUUCUGACUUCGCAGGCAUUCGUCUUCUUCUUAGCAGGAUUUGAAACGUCAUCAUCAACGAUAGGGCAUGCACUUUACGAACUAGCAUUGCACCCAGACAUGCAGGACAAAUUACGUAAGGAAAUUCGAGAAACCUUAGACGAGAACGCGAGAGAAGGUAAAAGUUUAACAUACGAACAAGUCAAAGAAUUUAAGUAUCUGGAUGCAGUGUUUCAAGAGACGCUAAGGAAAUAUCCGAUAUUGCCAUUAAUAGUGAGAGAGGUUAAUACAAACUACACUUUUAAGGGCACGAAAAUCACAAUUCCUAAAGGCACAAAGAUAUGGAUACCAGUAUAUGGAAUCCACCACGAUCCCGAUAUUUACACAAAACCUGAGGUAUUUGAUCCGGAACGGUUUACCAAUGACGGUAUUUCAACCAGGCAUCCUAUGAGCUUCUUGGCUUUUGGUGAUGGUCCCAGAAAUUGUAUAGGAGCUCGUUUUGCAAUUUACCAGAGCAAAGUUGGUCUUAUUUCCAUUCUCCGUAAUAACAAGGUCGAAGUCUGCGAGAAGACGACGAUUCCGUACAAGUCUGACGCCCGAGCGUUUUUGCUGACACUUAAGGGAGGAGUAAUGUUAAAAAUGUCAAAAGCAGAAUAAUUUUUUCUUUAUGUUUGUAAACAUGUUGUCCAAAACAAUUGAUUAAUUCAUAUCUAUUAUCUUAUGUACAUAAAAUAAAUGUCGCUGUCACAUUAAAGCGCAAUGUUGAAAACAAA
This is a messenger RNA of Megalopta genalis, 3255 nucleotides long. RefSeq names its product putative cytochrome P450 6a14. The record is from RefSeq and is a predicted model, not a curated record. Gene Ontology annotation, molecular function: monooxygenase activity; iron ion binding; oxidoreductase activity, acting on paired donors, with incorporation or reduction of molecular oxygen. NCBI's taxonomy places the organism in Eukaryota, Metazoa, Arthropoda, Insecta, Hymenoptera, Halictidae.